Messenger RNA from Zea mays, 1415 nucleotides. RefSeq lists its product as uncharacterized. The record is from RefSeq and is marked validated. Lineage: Eukaryota; Viridiplantae; Streptophyta; Magnoliopsida; Poales; Poaceae.
AACCAUCCAUCCAUCCAUCGGCGGGCGCGCAGCCAGCCAAGCGGUCCCGCCAUAAAGGUGGCGAGCGCGAGUAUGCUGUUGCAUUGCUGCUGAUUGCUCCGUCUCCUCCGCCUCUCGCUCGCUCUCUGAGGUGAGGAAGAAGAAGCGGAGAGGUUACGGGUUUGCGGGUUGCGUUGCGUGCGACAUGGGGAGAGCGGCGGGGCUGGCGCGCGACGGUGUGACGACAGCGGGGCGGGCGACGACGACGAGGGUCAUGCGGGCUGCCGUGUCCGCGUUCUUCGCCGGGUACCACCGCUUCACCUCCGUGGCGGCGCUGCUGGCGCUGCCGUUCUCGGCGGCGGUGCUGGCGUCGGAGGCGAUGGCGCCGUCGUCGUGGGCGCUGCGCGCUGUGGCGGCGCGGCUCCGCUCCGUGUUCGCGGCCGCGGGGUUCCCGCCCUCCCCCUUCUUCGCGCUGCUCGAGGCCAAGCUGUCGCAGACCGUCUUCACGUUCGCGGCCACGCUGCCGUUCGCGCUCACCUUCCUGCUGCUGGCCAAGGCCUGCGUCGCCGCCAUGCUCCGCCUCCGGGACGACGACGCGUCGGAGUCGCCGCCGCCUCGGCGGCGGCGGGUCGCCGUGGCCGCGCUCCCGCCGUGCGCGGCCGUGGCGCGCGCGUACCCGGCCGUCGUCGCCACGCACCUCCUCAACGCCUUCCUCAUGCUCUCCGCCAACGCCGCGGUGUUCUCGCUGCUGCUGCUGGCUUUCGGCGCCGCCGACCUGCUGGGUCUCACCUCCCACGUCUGGACGCUCGCGCUCUCGGCCGCGGGCGCCAUCGUCUACUCGCUCGUCGUCGGCGUCGCCACCGUGGUCUGCAACCUCGCCAUCGUCGUGGCCGCCACGGAGCCCGGGUGCGCGGGCCACGCCGCGGUGCUCAGGGCCUGCGUCGCGAUCCGGGGCCGGGUGUCCACGGCGCUGGCGCUGGCGCUGCCCACCAACCUCGGCAUGGCGGCGGCCGAGGCGCUGUUCGGACUCCGCGUCGUCGCGCAGCGUCGGAGGGACGGGAGGCUCGCGCCGGGUGUCGCCGGCGAGGCCUUCUCGAUCGCCUACAUCCACGCGAUCUGCGUCGUGCUGGAGAUCAUCGUCACCUGCAUGUUCUACAGGAGCUGCAAGAGGAGUGAAGCCGACGAGCUCAGAGAGCUGGAGCCAGAGGAGAAGGGAGACCUCCAGGCUUGAUGCCCUCUCACCUUCAGCUUCAGUCUGGUGCGUGCACAAUACAGAUAGUAGCAUCAUCAUAGAUUGUGUUUCUGAUCAGAACAACAGGAUCAGAUCAUAGGGUACAGAGCUGAUACAAAGAAACAUAGUGGUAAGCCGACAUAAAUUUCUGCAAAAUGUUUCUUUUUUUAUGCAAAGCAAAUGGUAAACAUUGAGUUCAAAUAAA